UUCUGCCGACUGUUUCUGUCACACGAGCUUUGAAUCCAGGCAGCUGAGGGGCUCUGGGCGGCUGCUGUCCAAUGGCUCCUGUGGCGUUGACGGGCCUGCUUCCUCUGUGUGUGUGUCUCCUGCUGGCCCCUGGCUGUGCCCGGGCAGGCAAGCUGCUGGUGGUGCCCAUGGAUGGGAGCCACUGGCUUACCAUGCGCAUGGUUGUGGAGAAACUCGCCCUCAGAGGCCAUGAGGUGGUCGUGGAGGUCCGAGGGACAUUGGCUCCGGGAAGACUCUCCCAGCUAUACAGUGAAGACUUACUCCAUGCCAUUCACCUGGAGGACGUGAAUCGUCAAUUCAAGAUUUUCUCUGAUGCCCAAUGGAACACUCGGGCACACAGUUUAUCUUCUAUACUAAUGAGUUCAUCCAACGAUAUUUUUUACUAUUUUUUUUCACGUUGCCGGAGUUUGUUUAAUGACAAAAAACUAGUGAAAUACAUAGAAGAUAGUUCUUUUGACGCAGUGUUUCUGGAUCCUUUUGAUAUGUGUGGCUUAAUUGUGGCCAAGUAUUUCUCACUGCCAUCUGUGGCCUUCUCCAGGGCGCUGUUCUGCCACUAUCUUGAGGAAGGCGCGCAGUGCCCCGGUCCCCUCUCCUAUGUCCCGAGAGGCCUCCUAGGGUUCUCGGACACCAUGACCUUCAGGGAGAGAGUGCGGAAUCAUAUCACGCAUGUGGAGGAGCGUCUAUUUUGUGGCCAUUUUAUUAAAACAGGCCUAGAAGUUGCCUCUGAGAUUCUCCAGACGACGGUCACAAUGUAUGACCUUGUGAGCCAAGUAUCCAUUUGGUUGUUACGAACUGACUUUGUUUUGGACUAUCCCAGACCUGUGAUGCCCAGCAUGAUCUUCAUCGGGGGCAUCAACUGCCUCCCAGGAAAGCCACUGCCGCAGGUGAGUCGCCUGCCCUUGAGCCCGCUCCCAGUCAUCUCGCUGGGACCUGUAAUCGAAAUGGAUUCCUUAUCGAGCUGUCUUAGUACUUACUUAUUUUGA
Pteronotus mesoamericanus is the source of this 1022-nucleotide messenger RNA. Its product is annotated as UDP-glucuronosyltransferase 1A9-like. Gene Ontology annotation, molecular function: UDP-glycosyltransferase activity. NCBI's taxonomy places the organism in Eukaryota, Metazoa, Chordata, Mammalia, Chiroptera, Mormoopidae. The record is from RefSeq and is a predicted model, not a curated record.